AUGAUGGAAGACUUCAACAGCGAGACCGAUAGCGACUACACCAGCUACUGGAGGGAUUGGUUCAUCUCCUCCCGCGGCAACGAGUACUUUUGCGAAAUCGACGAAGAAUACCUGACCGAUCGCUUCAACCUUACCGGCCUGAACACCGAGGUUCCCUACUACCAGUAUGCGCUGGACCUGGUGACUGAUGUUUUCGACCUCGACGCCGACGAUGACCUCCGCGAGCAGAUUGAGAAAUCGGCACGCCACUUGUAUGGCUUAGUCCAUGCUCGCUACAUUUUGACUACUCGUGGUCUCACCAAGAUGGCCGAAAAGUACAAGAAAGGCGAUUUCGGAAAAUGCCCCCGUGUAAUGUGCGAGGGCCAUCCUCUUCUCCCCACCGGCCAGCACGAUAUCGCAAACAUGAGCACCGUCCGCCUCUUCUGCUCCAAGUGCGAAGACAUUUACAACCCCAAGUCGUCCAGACAUGCCUCCAUCGAUGGCGCGUACUUUGGUGCCUCUUUCACCAGCAUGCUCUUCCAGGUAUUCCCGCACCUCCUCCCCGAGAAGAGCACCCGUCGCUAUGAACCGCGCAUCUAUGGCUUCCGUGUCCACUCUAGUGCUGCUCUUGCGCGCUGGCAAGACCGUUUCCGCGAAGAGACUAGGACUCGUCUUCAGGAUGCCGACGUUCAGGUGAAAUACAUUGAGGACGAUGAGGAGGAGGAGCAGGAAGAUGAGGAGGACGAGGCGCAAACCGUCGACUCCAGGGAGGCAGCUCGUGGUGAUGCCGCAUCGAUGGACCUUGGCCGCUGA
Messenger RNA from Aspergillus calidoustus, 792 nucleotides. NCBI's taxonomy places the organism in Eukaryota, Fungi, Ascomycota, Eurotiomycetes, Eurotiales, Aspergillaceae. The record is from the annotation of a GenBank genome assembly.